GCUGCCGGAGCCGAGCCGUCUAGGAAGCCUGGGCCGGCCGUCACCCAGCCCGCAGCAGCCGCCGAGCCUCGGCCAGACCGCAGCGACUAGGGCUCGGGCGCAGGCGAGAUGCCUCUGUUCACCGCCAACCCGUUCGAGCAGGACGUGGAAAAAGCCACAAAUGAGUACAACACUGCGGAAGAUUGGAGUCUUAUUAUGGACAUAUGUGACAAAGUUGGAAGCACUCCUAAUGGAGCAAAAGAUUGCCUAAAAGCCAUAAUGAAAAGGGUAAAUCAUAAGGUUCCGCAUGUUGCUCUGCAGGCGUUAACUCUUCUUGGGGCUUGUGUGGCAAACUGUGGAAAGCUAUUUCAUUUAGAAGUAUGUUCCCGUGAUUUUGCAACAGAAGUACGUGCUGUGAUAAAAAAUAAGGCUCAUCCUAAAGUAUGUGAAAAACUGAAAUCUUUAAUGGUGGAGUGGUCAGAAGAAUUUCAGAAGGACCCUCAGUUUAGUCUAAUAUCUGCAACUAUUAAGUCUAUGAAAGAAGAAGGAAUUACUUUUCCUCCAGCAGGCGCUCAGACUGUCUCAGCUGCUGCCAAGAAUGGCACGUCAUCGAACAAAAACAAAGAAGAUGAAGACAUAGCUAAAGCUAUUGAAUUAUCACUGCAAGAGCAAAAGCAGCAGCACACAGAAACAAAACCCUUAUAUCCAUCUGCAGAUAUUCAGUUAAAUAAUAAAGUUGCAAGGAAAGUGAGAGCUUUAUAUGAUUUUGAAGCCGUUGAGGACAAUGAACUCACGUUUAAACAUGGUGAAAUUAUUAUUGUUUUGGAUGACAGUGAUGCCAAUUGGUGGAAAGGAGAAAAUCACAGAGGAAUAGGACUCUUCCCAUCUAAUUUUGUAACAACUAAUUUAAACGUAGAGUCUGAGGCAGCAGCUCUGGACAAAUUGAAUGUAAUUGAUGAUGAGGAGGAGGAAAUUAAGAAAUCAGAGCCUGAGCCUGUUUAUAUAGAUGAGGACAAGAUGGAUAGAGCCCUGCAGGUGCUCCAGAGUAUAGAUCCAACAGAUUCAAAACCAGACUCCCAGGACCUCUUGGACUUAGAAGAUGUCUGCCAACAGAUGGGUCCAAUGAUAGAUGAAAAACUUGAAGAGAUUGAUAGGAAGCAUUCAGAAUUGUCUGAAUUGAAUGUAAAAGUCAUGGAAGCUCUGGAACUAUAUAACAAAUUGGUGAAUGAAGCACCAGUAUAUUCAGUCUAUUCAAAGCUUCAUCCUCCAGCACAUUAUCCACCUUCAUCAGCUGGGGUUCCAAUGCAGACAUACCCAGUUCAGUCACAUGGUGGAAAUUAUAUGGGUCAAGGCGUUCACCAAGUCACCGUUGCCCAAAACUACAGCCUAGGACCAGAUCAGAUCGGUCCACUGAGAUCUCUGCCUCCAAAUGUGAAUUCCUCAGUGACAACACAGCCCGCUCAAGCUCCGUAUUUAAGCACUGGACAAGACACUGUUUCCAGUACUGCUUACAUGAACCAGACCUCUAACCUUCAGUCAGCCUCUGGUGCGGCCGCUUACACACAGCAGAUGGGGAUGUCUGUGGAUAUGUCAUCUUACCAGAACACUACUUCCAAUUUGCUGCAGCUGGCAGGCUUUCCAGUGACAGUUCCAGGUCAUUCAGUUGCACAGCAGCAAACAAAUUACCACCAGCAGCCUCUGCUUUAGAAACAAACCAAGCAUUUUCUCGAAAUCUGUCAUACGUUUAUUAUUCAACCCUUGUGAUUCUAAUCUGGAAAUAUUAAAAGAAAAAAAUUAUUUUUUCUCAUCUUGAAGGGACCAUAAAUAAUAAAGCACAAAAAUGUAUCUUACUCCAGUAGGCCAUCAAAGGGUUUUUUCACUCCAUUUUGAAGUCAAACUUUUGAUCAGAGGCAGCUUCAGGUUGCUUCCAGUUAGUUUUGUCUUACUUUUAAAUCUCUCUACACAAAUAUGGACAUCCAAUAAGUAGCCUUAUGACACUAAACAGCAUGAGGUAGGAGUGUUACAAUGUUACUUUAAAGAAACCAGCGUUUGCCCCUAAAACAUCAUGAUAGUUCAGAGCACUGAAACCUUUAAAUAUUUUUUGUCUGCAUAUUUUUUUCAGAGUUUCCCACACACCAUUAUUUUAAAAGGCGAACAUUUUUUGUGUAAGCAUUUAGCUUGCCAACAUGUAUCCUUUUGGCUCCUUAAAUUGCAGUUGUGUUUGCAGUACUGUCAGUUUUGUUCUCAGUGUUAUGUUGAGUAAUAAUUAGCAUAUAAUUGUCUACAGAAGCAAGAGCAAUUUGGAAAAAACAGAAAUGUUUUCUGUUACUAAUAGUGAGGACCACGUAAAUGCAGAUGUGUGAUAAAGCAUUUAGCUUAGUCCCCCUGCCCCGGCCCCCAUCAUGCCAACAGUGAGCUAAGGAAUGCCCCACGAAACAUUUCCAUUCCCUAGAGAAGGACAUUUCUUUUCUUACAAGGGUCCCUGGUAUUUAGAAUUGACACUAAUGACCUUUUCAAGUGAUUUUGGUCAUUCUCUGAUGAAGAUAUGGUCCAUUUGUUUUCCUUCCUGCAGUGUGGUGUGCAGAGAUGCUGCAUUUACUUUUUAGGGAUUAUAUGUGAAUUUGAGCCAUCAGACAUUCCUAAUAAUUUGAUGUGAUGUAUACCAAGCAUGGAUGGUAAGUAUGUUUUUAUUGAUGUGUUGCUUCUUUAAAGAAGUGAUUCAAGGACCACUGCUAUGCCAGACUUUUGAAAAAUUGGGCCAUUCCUUUCAGAAGUAAUUCUGAGCCUAUGGAAUAGCAGACAGUGGAUUGAUAGGGAUCUGCCAAGACAGUUUUUCUGAAGCCUACAUUUUAAAUUAGUUUAUUAGUGCUAAUAGCUUCCACAUACUGUAGGAAUUAGGUAGUAAACCAAUAGAGAUUGUUUUCUCUCCUAAAAAUUUGUACACUGCUGCAUCAUCUAACAAAUUUUUAGAUGAUACGAAAUAGAAAAUGCAAAUUCGUAUGCUUACAGAUACAUGAUAUUUAGACUGGGGGAAAAAAUGGACAUAAGUUUAGUUUUUAAAAAUAUACUUGCAUGGAAGCCAGAUUUCUAUAUUGUUUUUUAAAGAAAGCCCUUAAUCUUUUUGCUGAAAAUCCAUUUGAAGACAGUGCUCUGGAAAUUUUUGUUAUUUAUCUAUUUACAGAAAUUUGAUGACAGGCAUGUUCCUUUUUCAAAGAAACUAUCCUAGAACAAAAUAGUCUUUAUACUACUUGGUCUGCAUUUAAAGGGGAAAACAAGCAGUAUUUGAAAGCCCAGUUUCUGCCAUUGUUUUAUUUCAGAUACAGGUAACUGGAAAGUUUUAACCUUUAAUGUCUCAUGUUCUGUUUUCCAUCCAGUAUUUUCCUUCUAUGUAAAUUCAAUUAUAUACGUAUAAAAAAAUUCUAAAAUGGCACCUUACUUUUUUGGAAAUGAAUCUUCUAUUCUUUAAAGAAAACAAAACAUAAACAUUACAAAGCUGCUCUUGGUUGCAUAUAUAUGGAAAAUCUUAGAUUUUUUUUCUCCCAAACAAUAUUUAAUAAAGUUAUUUUAAUGUUUGUGUACAUAUUUCAUGUAUAAUUGUGAUCUGAAUUAUAAAAGCUUAAUUCUGCAUAAGUGUCUGAACUAGUAUAAAUACUGCACACCCACUAAAUCGGGAUCAGCCAAUUAAGUUCACCUAAUGUAGUUUUGGGAUUAUAUAACAUGCAACAUGUAUAUAAAUAGUGUAUAUUGACAUUUACUUGUGACAGUUUAUACAUCCAGAAGUUUCUUCUCCCUUUUAAAUUAAAAGUAAUUUUAUUUUUGCCAUACUGUAAUGGAUUUUGUGUUGUAGGUUGUCAAUAGUAUAAAAAUAUUAUUUAAUCUGUGUACUGAGAUGAUAUUUUUGGUGUUAAUAAGAAAUACAAGUUUGUUAUUUUCUUUCUUUUCCAUGAUCUUAUGGAUUGUAUUUAUUUUAAGGCCUGUUUAUAAUUAAAUGUUUUCUGCCGAA
Molecule: messenger RNA, 3982 nt
Organism: Diceros bicornis minor
Lineage: Eukaryota; Metazoa; Chordata; Mammalia; Perissodactyla; Rhinocerotidae
Gene: STAM2
Product: signal transducing adaptor molecule 2
Exons: 14
Coding region: 109-1686 (525 amino acids)
Biological process (GO): signal transduction
Cellular component (GO): endocytic vesicle
Molecular function (GO): ubiquitin binding; phosphatidylinositol binding
Source: RefSeq, a predicted model, not a curated record